Messenger RNA from Coregonus sp. 'balchen', 16032 nucleotides. The record is from the annotation of a GenBank genome assembly. Lineage: Eukaryota; Metazoa; Chordata; Actinopteri; Salmoniformes; Salmonidae.
GACAAAUAUGGCGAGAAGAUCACACUUAAGUCACAUGAACUCACUGUGCACUACUUUUGCCUGGUAAGAGAGAAAGAGAGAGAGAGUGUGUGUGUGUAUAUUGAAAUUACUCAUUGUUAAAAUGAUGUAUUACGGCCUAGCUUGAACCAAAAUAUUUUCUCAUUGUGGAAUAUCAUUAUUCAAACAGUAGCAAUCUAUUUGUUUUAUUGUUCAGUUGUUCACUGAAGGAAGCUUAAAUGUACAGAACGUUUUCUGUGUCUGAUGUUUUUUAUAUUCCAGCUGAUGUCAAGUGGAGUGUAUCAGCGUGGAGAGGAAAACGAAGGGAUCUAUGGCUUCUUGGUGGAUGAUAUUAAACAGGAGGUCAGCAGAUCCCACAGACUAGUAAGUCAGUGUGUUCUUUCAUAUUGAGUGAGUAUUUAUAUAGCCUACUUUGACACUUGCCACCAUAGAGAUGCGGUGUAAAACACACACAAACAGAUGUUCUAUUUAUGGCCCGCAUGGUCUCAGAACUAUUUCAGUAGAUAGAGUUUUACAGAGUGGCUUGACACACCAGGUAGAGAUUAGGAGCUUGAACACUCACCGAGCAGAAACGCUGCUCACCCCUGCGGAGAGACCAUUGGAAGUAGUGAAGUCUGUAGAAGUUGUUAAGUAUGGUGUACAUUUGUAUCAGAGUUAGCAUAAUCCUAAAGGGUUUGUCCACUCCAAGCCUAAGUAGCACUUUUAUCACAAGAGACGUUCAGUACAUAUUAUAGAUUUAGCCUUAAGUAGUUUCUGGUUGCUUGGAUUCUUGUUCAAAAACAUUAUUGUGUCAUAAAUUUACUUUUUUGCUUUCUGUGUACCUUAUGUUUUAGAAGUGUGCGGUCUGCAAGAAGAAUGGUGCCUCAGUUGGGUGCUACGUCAAAAGCUGCCGGAAAAUGGUCCAUUUUCCGUGUGGCAAACAACACCAAUUCAUCUUUCAAUUCACAGAUCCAUUUCCGUAAGUGACCAUGAUUAUAUAUUACCAGUAUGUAUUGUGUCUAGAGAUUCUAAACAUAAUCCACAGCAGCCAUGGCAAGGGUAGUAACAAGGGGAGAACUCGGCGCAGUUCUUGUUUUUGAGAUUAUAAAUAUAUCCUUUAUUCACAAAUUGUUAAAAGCCAUAUUGACAUUUGACAUUUUAGUCAUUUAGCAGACGCUCUUAUCCAGAGCGACUUACAGGAGCAAUUAGGGUUAAGUGCCUUGCUUAAGGGCACAUCGACAGAUUUUUCACCUAGUCGGCUCGGGGAUUAGAACCAGCGACCUUUCGGUUACUGGCACAACGCUCUUACCCACUAAGCUACCUGCCGUUUCAUCAGAAUGAAACGAGCACUCUUAUCUCACAGAAACAGAAACCAUGCUUAAUGCUUUGGUGCACAUCUGAUUGUCUUUCCCCAGCUCCUACUGCAAGGAUCACAGUCCCACCCAGUCUGUGCCAGUGUCGUCCUGUGUCAGUGAGCCACUAACAUGCUCAGUGUGUCUGGACGUCGUAGAGCCCGUCCUCUCCUACUCCGUCCUCAAGUGUCCUGCCUGCCAUGGCAGCUGGUUUCACAGAGACUGUGUGCAGGUACCUACACUACCGUUCAAAAGUUUGGGGAAUUAGAAAUGUCCUUGUUUUCGAAAGAAAAGCAAUUUUUUUGUCCAUCAAAAUAACAUCAAAUUGAUCAGAAAUACAGUGUAGACAUUGUUAAUGUUGUAAAUGGCUAUUGUAGCUGGAAACGGCUGGUUUUUAAUGGAAUAUCUACAUAGGCGUACAGAGGCCCAUUAUCAGCAACCAUCAGUCCUGUGUUCCAAUGGCACAUUGUGUUUGUGAAUCCAAGUUUAUAAUUUUAAAAGGCUAAUUGAUCAUUAGAAACCCCUUUUGCAAUUAUGUUAGCACAGCUGAAAACUGUUGUGCUGAUUAAAAAGCAUUAAAACUGGCCUUCUUGAGACUAGUUGAGUAUCUGGAGCAUCAGCAAUUGUGCGUUCGAUUACAGGCUCAAAAUGGCCAGAAACAAAUAACUUUCUUCUGAAACUCGUCAGUCUAUUCUUGUUCUGAGAAAUGAAGGCUAUUCCAUGCGAGAAAUUACCAAGAAACGGAAGAUCUCGUACAACGCUGUGUACUACUCCCUUCACAGAACAGCGCAAACUGGCUCUAACCAGAAUAGAAAGAGGAGUGGGAGGCCCCGGUGCACAACUGAGCAAGAGGACAAAUACAUUAGUGUCUAGUUUGAGAAACGGACGCCUCACAGGUCCUCAACUGGCGGUUUCAUUAAAUAGUACCCGCAAAACACCAGUCUCAACGUCAACAGUGAAGAGGCGACUCCGGGAUGCUGACCUUCUAGGCAGAGUUGCAAAGAAAAAGCCAUAUCUCAGACUGGCCAAUAUGAUGGGCAAAAGAACACAGACACUGGACAGAGGAAGAUUGGAAAAAAGUGUCAUGGACAGACUAAUCGAAGUUUGAGGUGUUCGGAUCACAAAUAAGAAUAUUUGUGAGACGCAGACCAAAUGAAAAUAUGCUAGAGGAGUGCUUGAUGCCAUCUGUCAAGCAUGGUGGAGGCAAUGUGAUGGUCUGGUGGUGGUAAAGUGGGAGAUUUGUACAGGGUAAAAGGGAUCUUGAAGAAGGAAGACAAUCACUCCAUUUUGCAACGCCAUGCCAUACCCUGUGGACGGCGCUUGAUUGGAGCCAAUUUCCUCCUACAACAGGACAAUGACCCAAAGCACAGCUCCAAACUAUGCAACAACUAUUUAGGGAAGAAGCAGUCAGCUGGUGUUCUGUCUAUAAUGGAGUGGCCAGCACAGUCACCGGAUCUCAACCCUAUUGAGCUGUUGUGGGAGCAGCUUGACUGUAUGGUACGUAAGAAGUGCCCAUCAAGCCAAUCCAACUUGUGGGAGGUGCUUCAGGAAGCAUGGGGUGAAAUCUCUUCAGAUUACCUCAACAAAUUGACAACUAGAAUGCCAAAGGUCUGCAAGGCUGUAAUUGCUGCAAAUGGAGGAUUCUUUGAUGAAAGCAAAGUUUGAAGGACACAAUUAUUAUUUCAAUUAAAAAUCAUUAUUUCUAACGGUGGUCAAUUGGUAGAGCAUGGCGCUUGUAACGCCAGGGUAGUGGGUUCGAUCCCCGGGACCACCCAUAUAUUAAAAUGUAUGCACACAUGACUGUAAGUCGCUUUGGAUAAAAGCGUCUGCUAAAUGGCAUAUUAUAUUAUUUCUAAACUUGUCAAUGACUACAUUUCCUAUUCAUUUGCUAUAUUUCCUAUUCAAACUCAUUUCAUGUAUGUUUUCAUGGAAAACAAGGACAUUUCUAAGUGACCCCAAACUUUUGAACGGUAGUGUACAUCCCAGACAAGCAGUGACCCUCUUGAGUGAAUGUGUGAACACAUUAUUAUUAAGCAACUCCAUACUAUAUACAAAGUGUUGUAACAGGUCCUUACAUUUAGGGCUUUACCAAACAUGGCAUAACCCUUAUUCCACCCUCUAUAUAGAAUUACAUUGGCAAAUAAGCGAUUUGUGAAGCAUCCAUGGAGGUCUUACAGAGGGUUUAUGAAGGCUUCAUAAAAUCGUUAAUUGUAAGUGACUGCCUGCAGUCUCUUACAGUCGUAUGAAAAAGUUUGGGCACCCCUCUGAGGCUGCAUAAUAAUUUACUCUGUCGUCACAGAAAAUGAUCACAGUGGCAUGCCAUUCAUUUUCUGUACUGGGGUAUUGUCCAGACAAAGAUUUUUAGUGUAGCAAUAUUAAGUUGUAUGAAAUUAAAUCAGAUGUGAAAAAUAGGCUAUGCAAAAAUAUGGGCACCCUUGUCAUUCUGUUGAUUUGAAUACCUGUAACUACUUAGCACUGAUUAAUUGGAACACACAAUUGGUUUAGUGUGCUCAUUAAGCCUUGAACUUCAUAGACAAGUGCAUCCAAUCAUGAGAAAAGGUAUUUAAGGUGGCCAAUUGCAAGUUGUUGUUCUCUUUGACUCUCCUCUGAAGAGUGGCAACAUGGGGGCCUCAAAACAUCUCUCAAAUGACCUGAAAACAAAGAUUGGUCAACAUUAUGGUUUAGGGGAAGGCUACAAAAAGCUAUUACAGAGAUGUAAGCUGUCAGUGUCCACUGUGAGGAACAUAGUGAGGAAAUGGAAGACCACAGGCACAGUUCUUGUUAAGGCCAGAAGUGGCAGGCCAAGUAAAAUAUCGGAGAGGCAAAGGCGAAGGAUGGUGAGAACGGUCAAAAACAGCCCACAGACCACCUCCAAAGACCUACAACAUCAUCUUGCUGCAGAUGGUGUCACUGUACAUCGGUUCAACAAUUCAGCGCACUUUGCACAAGGAGAAGCUGUACGGGAGAGUGAUGCGGAAGAAGCCUUUUCUGCACACACGCCACAAACAGAGUCGCUUGAGGUAUGCAAACGCACAUUUGGACAAGCCAGCUUCAUUUUGGAAUAAGGUGCUGUGGACUAAUGAAACAAAGAUUGAGUUAUUUGAUUUACUCCAAGUAGGGAAAGGGUGGAGGGGUUGGAAAAUAAUUUUUGUAAAUAUUUGAGUAUAUCUUUUCAUGUGACAACACUGAAGAAAUGACACUUUGCUACAAUGUAAAGUAGUGAGUGUACAGCUUGUAUAACAGUGUAAAUUUGCUGUCCCCUCAAAAUAACUCAACACACAGCCAUUAAUGUCUAAACCACUGGCAACAAAAGUGAGUACACCCCUAACUGAAAAUGUCCAAAUUGGGCCCAAUUGGCUAUUUUCCCUCCACGGUGUCAUGUUACUCGUUAGUGUUACAAGGACUCAGGUGUGAAUGGGGAGCAGGUGUGUUAAAUUUGGUGUCAUUGCUCUCACACUCCCUCAUACUGGUCACUGGAAGUUCAACAUGGCACCUCAUGGCAAAGAACUCUCUGAGGAUCUGAAAAAAAGAAUUGUUGCUCUACAUAAAGAUGGCCUGGGCUAUAAGAAGAUUGACAAGACCCUGAAACUGAGCUGCAGCACGGUGGCCAAGACCAUACAGCGGUUUAACAGGACAGGUUCCACUCAGAACAGGCCUCGCCAUGGUCGACCAAAGCAGUUGAGUGCACGUGCUCAGCGUCAUAUCCAGAGGUUGUCUUUGGGAAAUAGACGUAUGAGUGCUGCCAGCAUUGCUGCAGAGGUUGAAGGGGUGGGGGGGUCAGCCUGUCAGUGCUCAGACCAUACGCCGCACACUGCAUCAAAUUGGUCUGCAUGGCUGUCGUCCAAGAAGGAAGCCUCUUCUAAAGAUGAUGCACAAGGAAGCCCGCAAACAGUUUGCUGAAGACAAGCAGACUGUUCAGAUGGUGUCAAGCGUGUGUGGCGGCAACCAGGUGAAGAGUACAAAGACAAGUGUGUCUUGCCUACAGUCAAGCAUGGUGGUGGGAGUGUCAUGGUCUGGGGCUGCAUGAGUGCUGCCGGCACUGGGGAGCUACAGUUCAUUGAGGGAACCAUGAAUGCCAACAUGUACUGUGUCAUACUGAAGCAGAGCAUGAUCCCCUCCCUUCGGAGACUGGGCCGCAGGGCAGUAUUCCAACAUGAUAAUGACCCCAAACACACCUCCAAGACGACCACUGCCUUGCUAAAGAAGCUGAGGGUAAAGGUGAUGGACUGGCCAAGCAUGUCUCCAGACCUAAACCCUAUUGAGCAUCUGUGGGGCAUCCUCAAACGGAAGGUGGAGGAGUGCAAGGUCUCUAACAUCCACCAGCUCCGUGAUGUCGUCAUGGAGGAGAGAAAGAGGACUCCAGUGGCAACCUGUGAAGCUCUGGUGAACUCCAUGCCCAAGGCAGUGCUGGAAAAUGAUGGUGGCCACACAAAAUAUUGACACUUUGGGCCCAAUUUGGACAUUUUCACUUAGGGGUGUACUCACUUUUGUUGCCAGCGGUUUAGACAUUAAUGGCUGUGUGUUGUGUUAUUUUGAGGGGACAGCAAAUGUACACUGUUAUACAAGCUGUACACUCACUACUUUACAUUGUAGCAAAGUGUCAUUUCUUCAGUGUUGUCACAUGAAAAUAUAUUCUCAAAUAUUUACAAAUAUUGUGAGGGGUGUACUCACUUUUGUGAGAUACUGUAUAUACACUGCUCAAAAAAAUUAAGGGAACACUUAAACAACACAAUGUAACUCCAAGUCAAUCACACUUCUGUGAAAUCAAACUGUCCACUUAGGAAGCAACACUGAUUGACAAUACAUUUCUCAUGCUGUUGUGCAAAUGGAAUAGACAACAGGUGGAAAUUAUAGGCAAUUAGCAAGACGCCCCCAAAUAAGGAGUGGUUCUGCAGGUGGUGACCACAGACCACUUCUCAGUUCCUAUGCUUCCUGGCUGAUGUUUUGGUCACUUUUGAAUGCUGGCGGUGCUUUCACUCUAGUGGUAGCAUGAGACGGAGUCUACAACCCACACAAGUGGCUCAGGUAGUGCAGCUCAUCCAGGAUGGCACAUCAAUGCGAGCUGUGGCAAGGAGGUUUGCUGUGUCUGUCAGCGUAGUGUCCAGAGCAUGGAGGCGCUACCAGGAGACAGGCCAGUACAUCAGGAGACGUGGAGGAGGCCGUAGGAGGGCAACAACCCAGCAGCAGGACCGCUACCUCCGCCUUUGUGCAAGGAGGAGCAGGAGGAGCACUGCCAGAGCCCUGCAAAAUGACCUCCAGCAGGCCACAAAUGUGCAUGUGUCUGCUCAAACGGUCAGAAACAGACUCCAUGAGGGUGGUAUGAGGGCCCGACGUCCACAGGUGGGGGACGUGCAGGACGUUUGGCAUUUGCCAGAGAACACCAAGAUUGGCAAAUUCGCCACUGGCGCCCUGUGCUCUUCACAGAUGAAAGCAGGUUCACACUGAGCACAUGUGACAGAUGUGACAGAGUCUGGAGACGCCGUGGAGAACGUUCUGCUGCCUGCAACAUCCUCCAGCAUGACCACCAACGCACGUUGCACCACAGACUGUCCAGGAGUUGGCGGAUGCUUUAGUCCAGGUCUGGGAGGAGAUCCCUCAGGAGACCAUCCGCCACCUCAUCAGGAGCAUGCCCAGGCGUUGUAGGGAGGUCAUAAAGGCACGUGGAGGCCACACACACUACUGAGCCUCAUUUUGACUUGUUUUAAGGACAUUACAUCAAAGUUGGAUCAGCCUGUAGUGUGGUUUUCCACUUUAAUUUUGAGUGUGACUCCAAAUCCAGACCUCCAUGGGUUGAUACAUUUGAUUUCCAUUGAUAAUUUUUGUGUGAUUUUGUUGUCAGCACAUUCAACUAUGUAAAGAAAAAGGUAUUUAAUAAGAUUAUUUCAUUCAUUCAGAUCUAGGAUGUGUUAUUUUAGUGUUCCCUUUAUUUUUUUGAGCAGUGUAUAUGUGUAUGUAUGUGUGUAUAUGUAUGUAUGUGUAUAUAUAUAAUAAAAAAACAUGGGGGAUUGGAAGUGAUGCAGACAAUUACAUUGAUGGAAUUUACAAUCUAUCUGCAAUAUUAAGCUGAUCUACCCCCCUUAAAAAAAAAAAAAAAAAGAUUGAGUUAUUUGGUCAUAACAAGGGGCGUUAUGCAUGGCGGCAAAAGAACACAGCGUUCCAAGAAAAACACUUGCUACCCACAGUAAAAUUUGGCGGGAGUUCCAUCAUGCUGUGGGGCUGUGUGGCCAGUGCCGGUACUGGGAAUCUUGUUAAAGUUGAGGGUCGCAUGGAUUCCACUCAAUAUCAGCAGAUUCUUGGGAAUAAUGUUGAAGAAUCAGUCACAAAGUUGAAGUUAUGCCGGGGCUGGAUAUUUCAACAAGACAACGACCCAAAACACUGCUCAAAAUCUACCCGGGCAUUUAUGCAGAGGAACAAGUACAAUGUUCUGGAAUGGCCAUCCCAGUCCCCAGACCUGAAUAUCAUUGAGAAUCUGUGGGAUGAUUUGAAGCGGGCUGGCCAUGCUCGGCAACCAUCAAACCUAACUGAAGUGGAGAUGUUUUGUAAGGAGGAAUGGUCCAAAAUACCUUCAUCCAGAAUCCAGACACUCAUUAGAGGCUAUAGGAAGCGUCUAGAGGCUGUUAUCUUAGCAAAAGGAGGCUCUACUAAAUAUUGAUGUGAUUUUUCUGUUGGGGUGCCCAAAUUUAUGCACCUGUCUAAUUUUGUUUUGAUGCAUAUUGCACAUUUUCUGUUAAUCCAAUAAACCUAAUUUCACUACUGAAAUAUUACUUUGUCCAUCAGUUAUUUGAUAGAUCAAAAUGAAAUUGCUGAUCCAAACACCCAAUUAAUUAUAAAUGGAAAUCAUGGAAAUUGUCAAGGGUACCAAACUUUUUCAUACGACUGUAUCUAUUUUCUAUCUAUUCCUCCAGAACCAGGCUCACAGUGCUGGCAUGUUCUUCUUCAGAUGCACUCUGUGCAAUAACAAGGACAUGUUCCAGCAGGAGAUGCUCCGAAUGGGAAUCCACAUACCAGAGAGGUAUUAUUCACCUUGUAGAACAUUAUUCAUCACUGUCCUAUGCCUUUUCCAGUGUCUACAGUAUGUGUGUUGUGUGUGGGGGGGGUUGAAAGCAGAGCAGAAUACUAAUUUAUAUUGUGUUAGUGUUGUGGCGUUAUGAGUUUUAACUAAAGUAUUCUGUAUCUGUGUGCCACAGAGAUGCAGCCUGGGAGCUGGAAGAAAAUGCCUAUGAAGAGUUACUGCAGGUGUACCAGCACUGUGAUGCCAACAAAUGUCUCUCCCACAGUGGUCGGACAUGCUCUUCACGCACUGGGUAAGCUCUACUGUAGUGUGGGAGUGGCUGAAAUGGUUGACUGGCAAAAAUGUGUUUAUUGCUAAAAUACAUUUGAGUCUCAUAUGUCUUUUUGGUUUUCAGAUGGUUUCAAAUACUGCGUUGCAUGCUCUGUGGCUCAAGAGGUACCCACCGAAAGUGUGCUUCCCUCAACGCUUUUGAGACUGACUGGGCUUGUGAGGACUGUGCAGCAGUUGUGGAUGGGACAGGUAGGCUAUUUGCCAUACUGUAUUUGUUUUAGUCUAACUGGACAGUGAAGUUAUGACCAGACCAGUUAUGAUAGGAAUGAAGAACUGAUUUUAUUAGGGUGUGUAUGAAGUCUCUACAUCUCUGUAAUAAUCAGUGUUCUUUCUUGUUUAGCUUCACUACCCAGACACACUGACUCUCCACAGCCCCCUGGGCAGAGAAGAAGCAUGUCUUCUAAAAGGAGUCUCAUCCUGACCCCUUGCCAAUCACCCAUAGUCUGUAAAAGGUACUGUACAUUAUUGUCUAGCAUUUUCUCACACAGAAAUCCAUGGCGCCCUUCAGACGGGGGCUGGUCUAUUGAUAGUGCUGCCGGCCCUGGACCACACAUUGCCCCUGGAGGCAUGGGUUCAAAUCCCGACUGUGCCACUUUCCCUCUCUUCCCAUCUCAAUAACUACUUAUUCAUGGUAUCUAUUUUUUUUUUACGAUAAAAUAAGUUUUAAAAAAGUAUUAUUUUUAUUGCCGCCAUAGACCAAGUCCAGAUGUUUUCCAGGGGAAUUGUUGAGUCUUUCCUUACAUGUUGUGCUAAGAACACAUCAGCCAUAUUGGAGAUAAACAUUGAUUGUUUUUAAUGAUGGGCAGGCCAUUGUUGUCGGGAGGCUCUGCUAAAGAGAUCCUACAGGAGCUUGCCAGUCAGAUAUCACAGCACCACCCGCCCAUGCCAGUGGUGGUGAGUGGGAACAUGGUCCUGGAGGCUGCCAUGGAGUUAGUGAAGAGGAGCGACUUCAAGCCGUCCCAUGCCCUGGCGGUGAGAUUUACAAGCAGCAAGCACAUUCCCAGCCUCGGCACCUGCCCUGGCAACACCCGGCGCUUCCUCAGCCUCCUGGUGCAGCAGCUGCAGAACACUAUCUUUGAAGGUCCUGAUGGUGCCAAGAACCUGACCCUCGAUGCACAAGGUAGGUCAAUAAUUCCCAUCCCCCCUUGUACAAAACACGCUCCAGCUCUCUAUCAUAAACUCACACUACCACCAUCCCUUGCUGAGUCAGGGGUCAUAAACUCGCAUUCGUAGUUACAUUUUGGUAGUGCUGAGCGAUUUAGUGCUUUUUGUGUUCGAUUAUAAAAAAGAAUCACAGUUUUUCGAUUUUGGUUUCGAUUAUAAUUAUUUGGAUUGAAUGCUGUAACAACACAGAAUAUAACAAUUAAUACAAGUCCCAUGAUGGUAGCCCAUUACUGCUUAUAAUUUAAUUACCAUUUAUUCACAUUACUUUACUUUAAUACAUUAUUUAAGUUGUGUAUAUUACAUUUGUUUUAUUUGAUGACUUUAUUAUUUCAUUCCAAGUCAUCUUAUCUCUAUUAAGCUGCUGCCUAUGCUGUCUGACAAAAUCACUACUUUGUAGUUAAUGUAAAUAAAGCAUACUUUUAUGACUGCUGAAUACCAACUAUCGAUCACUUAGAUUUUGUAUUUUCAGGGAGAGAUACCUCUCGAAGCAACAGCUGCUCUCUAUAUCCCCUCACGAUCUAUCUGUCUGUGUUACUGUAAUAGCUGUAGGAUGAUCUGUCUGUGUUACUGUAAUAUCAGUACUAGGAUCUGUCUGUGUUACUGUAAUAUCAGUACUAGGAUCUGUCUGUGUUACUGUAAUAUCAGUACUAGGAUCUGUCUGUGUUACUGUAAUAUCAGUACUAGGAUCUGUCUGUGUUACUGUAAUAUCAGUACUAGGAUCUGUCUGUGUUACUGUAAUAUCAGUACUAGGAUCUGUCUGUGUUACUGUAAUAUCAGUACUAGGAUCUGUCUGUUUUACUGUAAUAUCAGUACUAGGAUCUGUCUGUUUUACUGUAAUAUCGAUUGUGCAUUUUUCCGUCUCUUCUGUAGCAGGCGUAAAAGAAACACAGACCGGACAAGUAGAUGCGCAAUGGAUUAUGGUCUCUUUUUUUUUAUUACCACGUUUUAUGCGUUAAACUAUGUAGAAUAUUGGCCUGUUGGAAACUACACCUCCCUACUACAUCGCACAGUUCAGGCUGGAUCUGAUUUAUCAGAUUGAGCUCACCCCAAAACAUUUAUAAAAUGGAAUUCAAAUAUUUGAACCAACGUCCGUCAAUUAGUUGUUUAAAAAGCUACAAAUAACUGAAAAUGUGGUUAAUUGCUCAGCAAUACAUUUUGGAGUUAUAUUUUUAUCAAACACGGGAUGUGGUUUCUAUAGGUUCUCAGCUUUUAUGUAUUGUCUCAUUUCUAUGUCCUGUUUUCCCUAGCUCUGAGGGAGGACGUCUACUUUGACGUGGGGUGUCUGCUGUCCCUGAGUCUGAUCCACGGGGGACCUCCUCUGGGCUUCUUCUCCAGGGCUCUCUACAUGCGCCUGUUCAAUUUCCCCUGGGAUACCCCUCUUACUGUGGAGGACAUGGGCAACACUGGAUUCACAGACAAAGUCAAGAAGGUACAUCUUUUACCAUGUCUCUUUACUCUCUUAGAUCCUCUUUACUCUCUUAUAUUUUGUUUAAAUGUGGGGCAGUCGAUCUCCCCCCCCCCCAAAAAAAAUUUUUUUUGAUUGGAUAGGACCGAUAAAGAGGAAAGAUAAAGAUACAGCUGCUGCAGUAUAUCACCGCUGGACCACCCUAGGCCACCUAAUUGGCUAAUCAUUGCUAAAUCAUUUCCGCCCCUCAAACAAAUAUAAAAAAAAUAAAAAUGUAUUUUUAGAGAAGAUAUUUGGAUGGUAAAACUUUCAGUGUAAACUUAAGCGACUAAAAACAAAUAUAAAGUAUGUAGAAAAGAUAAUUGACCUAAUAUAUUUUUUCAUAAGAUAAUCUUUGAGAACUAAUAAUCGCCAAAAUAAAAACUAGACAGUCAGGGAGAAUAAAAAAUUCCCCAAAUGUCAUGGUAUGACAUUGAUCUUGUUAUAAUGUUUGAGUCACUCAGAUAGCAUAAGAACACAGCAUAAGCCAUGUCAAAAUGUGUUGAAUUGCAGGAAACUAGCUUUAAAACCAUAGUCUUCUCUCCGCCCCAUGGAAAAAUAUGUAGAAUAGCAGGAAAUUGGCUUUAAAACAGCAACAUUUUGUCUCUUUCGGCCAAGAGGAUGACCUAUAAAAUGUUCAGUCGUGGACCACGCCAUUGGCCACUACCACGCCCCCAUCACGCCCACCACCUAAGCCCUGUUUUGAUCCAGAAAAAACCCUGGAGUUAUAAUGUAUAUUUGUAGCGUUUGAUGCAUUGAGUCUUGGGGGUUUUCAAUUAGGUAAAUGCAGAUGGGCAACCCCAUGCUUCAGCUUAUUUAUUUAAGUAGUUGGACUACAGGUUAUAUUAUAACAUUUUCUUGGAGUAGAAUGUCCUUUUUAAAAUGUCAACAGAAGUGACCUUCUCACAGUCAUUCUACAAUAAAUGUCUCACUGGGUGCAUGCCCCCCGACCACCCCAGCAAAAGGAACGAACUUUGUCACUGCAAUCCUAGGGGAAACACUGAAAGCCUUUAACUCAUUUGACAACUCUUUUGCUUCAGAUUCAGGAAUCCAAAAGCUUGGAGGAAUUGAGAGUGUCAAUGCAGUCAGCUUCAGAAUACCUGGAAGUGGCUGGGUGCAUGAGACCAGUUGACAGCCUUUCUGAAAAAGACACACUUGUUGAAGAUAUUGUGAGCUUCCACCUAAUCACAAGAAUGCAGUUACCCUUCCAAAGGUUUGCAUAAGUAUCUUUUUGACCGUUUCACCAUCUACAUGUGUUUUUAUUGUUGCUCAAACAUAUUUACCUUACGUAAACGUAGACUGUAUUUUAAACUGUUACUAGAGUUCUACUAUACAGUGCAUUCGGAAAGUAUUCUGACCCCUUGACUUUUUCCACAUUUUGUUACAUUACAGCCUUAUUCUAAAAUGGAUUAAAUUGUUUGUUUUUUUACUCAUCAAUCUCCACACAAUACCCCAUAAAGACAAAGCAAAAACAGGUUUUUAGACAUUUUUGCACAGCUAUUUUCAGGUCUCUUCAGAGAUGUUCGAUCGUGUUCAAGUCCGGGCUCUGGCUGGGCCACUCAAGGACAUUCAGAGACUUGUCCCGAAGCCACUUCUGCGUUGUCUUGGCUGUGUGCUUAGGGUUGUUGUCCUGUUGGAAGGUGAACCUUCGCCCCAGUCUGAGGUCCUGAACGCUCUGGAGCAGAUUUUCAUCAAGGAUCUCUCUUUACUUUGCUCCGUUCAUCUUUCCCUCAAUCCUGACUAGUCUCCCAGUCCCUGCCGCUGAAAAACAUCCCCACAGCAUGAUGCUGCCACCACCAUGCUUCACCGUAGGGAUGGUGCCAGGUUUCCUCCAGAUGUGAUGUUUGGCAUUCAGGCCAAAGAGUUCAAUCUUGGUUUCAUCAGACCAGAGAAUCUUGUUUGUCAUGGUCUGAGAAUCCUUUAGGUGCCUUUUUGGCAAACUCCAAGCGGGCUGUCAUGUGCCUUUUACUGAGGAGUGGCUUCUGUCUGGCCACUCUACAAUAAAGGCCUGAUUGGUGGAGUGCUGCAGAGAUGGUUGUCCUUAUGGAAGGUUGUCCCAUCUCCACAGAGGAACUCUGGAGCUCUGUCAGAGUGACCAUCGGGAUCUUGGUCACCUCCCUGACCAAGGCCCUUCUCCCCCGAUUGCUCAGUUUGGCUGGGCGGCCAGCUCUAGGAAGAGUCUUGGUGGUUCCAAACUUCUUCCAUUUAAGAAUGAUGGAGGCCACUGUGUUCUUGGGGACCUUCAAUGCUGCAGACAUUUUUUGGUACCCUUCCCCAGAUCUGUGCCUCGACACAAUCCUGUCUCUGAGCUCUAUGGACAAUUCCUUCAUCCUCAUGGCUUUGUUUUUGCUUUGACAUGCGCUGUCAACUGUGGGACCUUAUAUUGAAUUUACCACAGGUGGACUCCAAUCAAGUUGUAGAAACAUCUCAAGGAUGAUCAAUGGAAACAGGAUGCACCUUAGCUCAAUUUCGAAUCUCAUAGCAAAGGGUCUGAAUACUUAUUUUAAAUAGGGUAUUUCUGUUUUUUAUUUUAAAUAAAUUAGCAAACAUUUCUGAAAACCUGUUUUCGCUUUGUCAUUAUGGGGUAUUGUGUGUAGAUUGAUUUGGACUCAUCAGACCAAAGGACAGAUUUCCACCGGUCUAAUGUCCAUUGCUCGUGUUUCUUGGCCCAAGCAAGUCUCUUCUUCUUAUUGGUGUCCUUUAGUUGUGGUUUCUUUGCAGCAAUUCGACCGUGAAGGCCUGAUUCACACAGUCUCUGAACAGUUGAUGUUGAGAUGUGUAUGUUACUUGAACUCUGUGAAGCAUUUAUUUGGGCUGCAAUAUCUGAGGCUGGUAACUCUAAUGAACUUAUCCUCUGCAACAGAGGUAACUCUGGGUCUUCCUUUCCUGUGGCGGUUCUCAUGAGAGCCAGUUUCAUCAUAGCGCUUGAUAGUUUUUGCGACUGCACUUGAAGAAACUUUCAAAGUUCUUGAAGUUUUCUGUAUUGACUGCCCUUCAUGUCUUAAAGUAAUGAUGGCCUGUUGUUUCUCUUUGCUUAUUUGAGCUGUUCUUGCCAUAAUAUGGACCUGGUCUUUUUCCAAAUAGGGCUAUCUUCCGUAUACCCCCCCUACCUUGUCACAACACAACUGAUUGGCUCAAACGCAUUAAGAAGGAAAUAAAUUCCACAAAUGAGCUUUUAACAAGGAACACCUGUUAAUUGAAAUGCAUUCCAGGUGACUACCUUAUGAAUCUGGUUGAGAGAAUACCAAGAGUGUGCAAAGCUGUCAUCAAGGCAAUUGAUUUGUUUAACACUUUUUUGGUUACUACAUGAUUCCAUAUGUGUUAUUUCAUAGUUUUGAUGUCUUCACUAUUAUUCUACAAUGUAGAAAAUAGUAAAAAUAAAGAAAAACCCUUGAAUGAGUAGGUGUGUCCAAACUUUUGACUGGUACUGUGUAUAUAUAUAUAUAUAUAUAACACAGGAAGAUCACGAUUGUUAUUGCACUGGGCUUUUAACUAUAUUUUGUUGAACCUUUUUGUGUUUUUAGGUUCCGUGAAGGUUUGAAAACCCUUGGUGUGUUUGACCAGGUCCAGAUGUUUCCGGGGGCCUUCGUUGGUCUGUUCUGUUCCUCUCCUGACAAGCUGACUGCUGAGACCAUGGCUGCCCUCUUCACUGUUAAGUUCUCAGAACAGGAAGAGACCACAGGGAAGGAGAGCGCUGUGCUCACCUUCUGGAGACACUACCUAGUGGAGUGUGAAGGUACUUUGACCUCCAAUGACUGAUUGAUUGAAUGAUUUAUGUGAUGAUAAGAAAGACACACUCGAAGGCCAUUCAGACAGUCUACACUCCUAUUACAAGUAUAUUCAGUAAAACUAACAAAAGCACAUGAAUGUCCCUGUCUGUCUCCAUAUAUUACCCAUCCUCACCAGUCUCUCUGUUCUCUGGUUUCAGUUGGCAGAUGUGCAACAUCGCUAGAGGACGUGCUCAUCUAUGCCACCUCUGCUGAUGUGGUGCCAGCCGUAGGGUUCAGCCCCAACCCUACCUUAUCCUUCCUCAACCCCCUGGACCCUGCUGGGGCCUUUCCCAAGAGCCAGCCCAGCUCUAACCACCUGCUGCUGCCUGUGGUGCCAUCCUACCAAGUCUUUAAGAAGAAUAUGGAGUAUGCAGUGUGCCAGCUCACAGUGAUGCAGGCCAUUUGAUCACAGACUGUCUUGUUCUAUAUAAACACAACUCUACAUGACUAUUACUGAACUUGAGGGACACGUUUCAUUCAGAUUUUGGACUUAAAUUAAAAAGGACUCGCUUCAUAGACUUUUAUAGAAGAUUUAGGGAGGGUAUUUCCAUCAUGACAGAUAUAAUAUGUAUUUUCUAUCAUAGGCUUCAGCUGUUGACUUUCAGGAACAAUUUUACACUACUUUAAUAGUUAAAAGGGUCAUGAUAGGUGCUACAUUUGUUUGAAUGGUCAUUUCUUUGUUUGAAUGGUAAUAUGUUUGGAAUGAAAUGUUUGUUGCUUCAUUUGGGAUUCUCUUAGAUUUAUUUUAUGUUGUACAUAGUGUCUGUGUGUAUCAGAAUUUUCAGUAAAGUCCUGUCAAUUAUGCUACAUUUUCUGUGUUCAUAAUUGUUGUAGCUUCUGUUUACGAUGUACUGUUCAUGUUGCAUCUCUGGUGUUGACUUGGUAUUUUAUAUUUUUGUAACUUCAUUCUCAAGCAUUUUACUUACGCCAAAUAAAAUGUUUGCAUUUACUCUCUGAAAUAUA